This is a messenger RNA of Pistacia vera, 1506 nucleotides long. RefSeq lists its product as uncharacterized. Lineage: Eukaryota; Viridiplantae; Streptophyta; Magnoliopsida; Sapindales; Anacardiaceae. Bases 1 to 1506 code for a protein of 501 amino acids. The transcript has a single exon. The record is from RefSeq and is a predicted model, not a curated record.
AUGUAUGACAGCACAACCGAUUUGGACGAUCACAUAGCCUCGUACAAGCAGUGGAAAACACUACAAUGGUACACGAACCUCCCGAACGGAUCCAUUGAUUCGUUUGCUCAACUCACAAACACGUUUGUGGAACAGUUCGCCAGCAGCAAGAAACUCGAGAAGCUGUCAGCCGACUUGUACAGAGUAUAUCAGAGAAGGGGCGAGCCAUUGAGAAAGUAUGUCAGCAGGUUUAACAAAGAGAAGAUUUCCAUCCCAGCAUGCAACCUUGAGACAACCGUAGAUGCCUUCAGGAAGGGUCUCCUCCCAGACGGAGAGCUAUACAAAAAGCUUACAAAGCUGGGAUGCACAACAAUGGAAGACGCCCUGGCCCGGGCAGUGAUCCAAAUAAGAUGGGAGGAGGAUGAGAUAAACCGAACAAUUCACUCCAGAUACGAUUCAAGGCGGAAUGACAAAAAACCAGAGCACAGGCCAGCAGAGCACCGCUACCAACCCCCAGCAAACAAUUCGAGUAGAGUCAGGAAAUUGUAUGAUCGCCAGCCAACAAGAACCGAGAGCGGACAGUUCAGAUCGAACCGGUACAAAAUACCAGAGUACAGCCUCAACGUCGAGCCAACCCAGGUCGUCGCGAUUAUGAAAGGAAUGGGAUCCACUGUUAAGUGGCAGGGCAAGCUCAAUCCCGAGGCGAGGAGGGACAAAACCAAAUGGUGUGAGUUCCACGGCGAUCAUGGGCACAACACCACAGACUGCAUCGCUUUACGACUAGAGGUCGCUGCACUUCUAAAGAGGGGACACCUCCGGGAUCUGCUAACUGAUAAGGGGAAGAACACCAUCAGCCAUAAGAGUUCAAAAGAACCAUCACCACCUCCGCGAGAACCUACACCGAAAGGUUUCUGUUCUCUCAUCUCCGGAGGAUCAGAGAUCAGUGGAGUAAGUUACUCAUCAGCCAAACGAUAUGCUAGAGCCAACCACCACUAUGAAGUCCAAUCUAUCCAUCCAGCCUCACGGUCACACACUUAUCAGGUAAUUCAAUUUGAAGAUGACGAGCCGGUCACCCUGGCCGUUACUCAUCACGAUGCCCUAGUCAUCUCCUUGCAGGUUACCAACAUCCUAGUGAAAAGAGUAUUCGUAGAUGAAGGCUCCUCAACAAACAUCUUAUUCCUCGAAACAGUGAAGGUUAUGGGACUGGAAGAGGCAAACAUCAACAGGCGACUGACGCUGCUAGUUGGUUUCAGCUCUGAGCAGAAGUACACUAUCGGGAAGAUCAUCCUCCCUAUCUACGCCGGAGGAGUAAACAAACAGACAAUUUUUCUGGUAAUCGACUGCCCCUUGCCAUACAACAUCAUCUUGAGUCGACCUUGGAUCAACGACAUGCGGGCAGUCUCAUCUACCUUCUACCAGACGAUCAGAUUUUCAACUAAGUGGGAGGUACGAGAGAUCAAGGGUGACCCCAAAACUUCCAGGGAUUGCUACAAGAAUGCUUUCAAAGGCAAGGGUAAUUUUUCGUAG